CUUCACGGACAAUUAUAUAGCCCUUAAAAAUGGUGAAAUGCCAAGUCAGCAGUAGUCACUGCGAUCGAUGAGGUUUGGAGUUGGCGAAAUGUUCUAGGAAAAGAAAUAUGACCGCAAUAUCACACACGGCACACGGUAUAUAAUGAUUAUGUCAGGCUGGUAUAAAAAAAGAAAAUACAAUAGAAGAGCCUUGCUCUUUAGGGCUAUGUAAAGUAAGGACGUCCCUUAAUUAAAGUGUUGUAGUCUCUCUAUACGCCGUCAAACAUAAUUAAAACCCUGGAAGAGUUUGCCGAUGUGCAGUGAUUGUUUUCGUGUAUGGCCUUCUGGGCUUUUGUGAAGCACAGAAUGGCCUCCUGUUUGACUGUCCCGGCGAGUAAUUAGCUCUCCGUUGUGACGUUCAACAAUCAGCUGAAUGCGGGGAUCUCUCAACAUCUCAUCUGUAGCCUCAGCAACAGGCAGGCUCACACAAAACGCGGGAUCAAAUUCAAUAGACAUCGUAUUUUUUUGGGUUGUAUUUUGUUUGUCUUUCACGACAGCGGUUUUCAAAGAGCCGCGACUCUUUAAAAGAGCCGAAUCGUCCUGGUUUUUCCCUCCAAAAACUGUAAACGGUCAGCUGGAGUUCCUCUUAGCUGGGAGUUUGCUAGCGAAGGUCAACCCUUUGUCGGAUUUUGCUUCUUAAAAAAGGUAUAAGCAUGCGAUUUAUUUACUCAUUUUUUUCGUUUGCAGGAACUGACAUGGUUCUUCCGCGCAGGAUUUCGUUGCUGCUCCUCUUCUGUUCGCCUCCACUAGUGUUUGCCGCUGAUAACUCCACCGAAACCCCCUGCGAUCGUCGCUGUUUGGCGAAUGCUCGGGUUGAGAAAGAACUAGUCAGCGCGCCACAGAAUGAUAACUGCACCAUGACAGUGAAAAUCACAUCGAUGCAGUAUGAGAUGCUGUCUUUCGAUACAAAGGUCAUGCAAAUGAACAGCCGUAUCAAGGUAAACAUGGAAUGGAAGGAUCCUGAUCUCGGAUGGAUGCAAGAGAGAUCUAGAAUCCCAACGAUCGUUUUGCCCAUUGAUAAAAUCUGGAUUCCACGGAUAGUUUUGGACAACGCGUGCGUCUCCAGACCGAUGCUGAGCCAACGGCAUAUAUACAUUUUUUAUUCUUGGCGUUGUUCGGGUAAUUCCCCUCUGUUUGCGCGCAGGAUAGAAACGACCAUGGAGCCGUACACUAAUGACGUUCAGGUGAGGCGGGAUGGGACCGUGAGUCAUGCGGUCGUUUUGUUCACGACGGUGAGCUGUCAGAUCAACCUCUUCAACUACCCCUUUGUGGAGGGGUCGUGCCCUGUGGCCAUCAAUGGAUGGUGCCAGAAAACUUGCUCGCUCGCGCUCCAGAUCGCUGAUAACGUGACGCUGGUCGGCGGCAGUCGAGGAGAGUGGCAGACUACUAGAGUGGUCAAAACUGUGGAUGCAUCAAAGCGUGUUUAUCUCCAAGUCGCUCUGACGAUUAACCCCUUCACUGCUUUCGUGACCCUGAUCCUGCCCAGCGGGCUGAUACUUCUGGCUGACCUGGUGAGCUUUGCUCUUCCUUUCGAAGGAGGAGAGCGCAACUCUUUCAAAGUCACUUUGGUCCUGAGCUUCACCAUGUUCCUCCUCAUCCUCAGCGACCACCUGCCCAACGGCGGCCACUGUAACCCCCUCCUCUACUACCACUUCAGCUUCUGUCUGGUGUGUUUGGUCAUGAGCAUGCUGGUCUCCAUAGUGCUAACACGACUGGCCGCAGACGACAGCUUCUUGGUUUGCAGAGGCUCCGCCAAAGUUCAUCCGUCAGACGGCGGCAAAGCAAAUGACAGCCUUGAUCGAGAGAAAGAUACAAGUGCGAUCACAACAAAGUCUGGCCACCCGGCUUCAGAGACGACUACACUCCAGAAAAUAGCCAACCUUUUGGAGACCAUGGAUGCAAGAGAAAAGAAGAUUGAGAGCAAAGUGGCAUUCGCUUACCUCCUAGACAAAUUCUGCUUCGGCUUUUUCAUAAUCAUCUACGUGCUUUAUGCCAUAAUUCUAAUUGCUAUCACCAGAACGGACAUUUGUAAGGUUAAUAAUCUAGACUUCUGGGAUGAAUCUCACCGAGAAGAUGAGAACUUUGACUACUCGUACUCAAACUAAAAGGCACCGUAACUUCUCAGAUCUAAAGUGAUGGCUGAAUAAUGGACAUCAAAUAGUGAUUUAUUGACAUUUAUAAGGAUAUCAACUGAAUCUUGGGAAUCAAUGCAAGGCAAAAUACAAAAUUGCUUAUCUUGUAAUUCUCACUGUCUAAUUGAAUGUGCAUUGCAUGCUUUUAAGAUUGAAAACAAAUUUAUUAGUAUUAUACCGCUAUAUUCUCGAAGACAUUCUUAUAGCAUUCAUUAUAACAACAAAUACAAAGCCUAUUUUAAUCACAAUUGAACAUUUUUAACGUUCUUAAAGUAUGUUAUGUCAUCAGCAGUGGUCGAAUUGUGUCAAACCAGACCACCACGUCCCCUUCAAAAAAUAAAUAAAACCUUGUAUUGGCAUG
Molecule: messenger RNA, 2532 nt
Organism: Puntigrus tetrazona (Sumatra barb)
Lineage: Eukaryota; Metazoa; Chordata; Actinopteri; Cypriniformes; Cyprinidae
Product: 5-hydroxytryptamine receptor 3A-like
Exons: 8
Coding region: 693-2144 (483 amino acids)
Biological process (GO): regulation of membrane potential; nervous system process; chemical synaptic transmission
Cellular component (GO): membrane; synapse; neuron projection
Molecular function (GO): extracellular ligand-gated monoatomic ion channel activity; transmembrane signaling receptor activity; neurotransmitter receptor activity
Source: RefSeq, a predicted model, not a curated record